Paramacrobiotus metropolitanus is the source of this 857-nucleotide messenger RNA. RefSeq lists its product as uncharacterized. The transcript is spliced from 2 exons. Bases 55 to 375 code for a protein of 106 amino acids. The record is from RefSeq and is a predicted model, not a curated record. Lineage: Eukaryota; Metazoa; Tardigrada; Eutardigrada; Parachela; Macrobiotidae.
ACAAAACAUUCAAACCGAAUUUAUUAUUAUUGGCUAGUACACGUUCCCAGCGGUAUGGAUGGUGUGGCGCAAAAUACUUGCGGUGUUCCACAGAACACCCUUCCUGUGCAAACCAUAGAAAAUCUGAUCUCCGCGUGUGACCUCGCCCCAACAACGCAAAUGGAUCUGGAGGAUUUCGGUGUCAACGAUCUGAAACAACUCGUGGACCUUCGCCAAAGCAUGACUUAUCCUGCAGAUCUUCAGUUUAUUAAGAACCCCUUGGAUCGCAAAAAGGUUCAAGAUUUCAUCGACAAAAAUGCACCAAUGCCACCGCCGGCCUCCAGUCCUCCCAAGCUAACCCCCAAAAAGUGUGCAGGAAUUUACGAAGGGAUGUGAAAAUAACACACGGGAUAAAGCACCAUGGAUGUGGCUUAGCUUCAAAGGAUACGUCAACGACGAAAAAUGUGACAUCCAAAUAGCAACGGCUCGCCCCCAGUUUCCUCCCAGUCAGUAAAAACGUCGAUCCUAACGCGAUGUAUUUUCUGUUGAUCAGAUUUAUGUGUGCCAUUUUGUUUGUUAGCGAUGUUAAAUUUAAAGCUGCUAGCACCAAGGUUUUACAGAUUAUGUACGAGUAAUAUAAUUAUAUUAUCAAAAUUGUGUAAUGUUCGCCGCUUGUCUGGUUUCUGUCCUUUCUUGGGAGAGCCUGGUCAUUACUCGAGAUACAACAGGUGAUAAACUGACGGUGCUUAGUGGAAUUUGGGGACAGCGUCUGAUAUUUCGCCGAUACUUCUAUGAUUCUAUCAGUUUUUAGUCUUUGGGACAAUAUACGCGUAAUUUGCUAGUCUUGCAGUUGCGCAGCAUCGCAGGUUUAUUAAUAA